Messenger RNA from Chilo suppressalis (striped riceborer), 7089 nucleotides. The record is from the annotation of a GenBank genome assembly. Lineage: Eukaryota; Metazoa; Arthropoda; Insecta; Lepidoptera; Crambidae.
AGAAAUGCGACUUUUCUCGAGCCGCACCUCCAAGGCGUGAGGCGCCGUGGCAGCCCAAGUUCCGAUUCUGAACAUGACGAACGCUCCACAGAAGAUGACGAACGGUCGCUCAUACGCAGUUCCCCCCGUAUUCGGCUACCGCCACCUCCGCCUCCUCCUCCGGACGACGAACCUCCCCCACUGAAGGCCAGGGAGUUCUUUGAGAGACUGCAGAGUCAAGCCAUGCGCGACUCUACGGAGAGAAAACGGCCGCGGGACCUGAUGAAGGAGCAGCUGUUCAGACCUGUGGAUGAUGGUAGCCUUGGAGACAGCCUUAGCCAGAGUCGCGAGAGCUUAUCUUCAGACGGCGAAGGAGCUAGAGGGGAUUGUUCCUCCGUAGACUCAUCAGGAUCUGAGGAGCAACCUCCGUGUGACAUCGGCCUUUUGGAGAGGCUUAUACGGACCCAUCCUGUGUGGUUCUUACCUGGGAUACAGAGGGCAGGCGCAUUCCAUCUAUUACAGGGGAAAGAGGAGGGAAACUUCGUAGUUCGCCAGUCAAGUCAGCCGGACACGAUGGCGAUUAGUGUCCGACUGCCGGCCGACAAGGGGCCCUACAUCGAGCACUACCUGAUCCAAGCUUCGGGAGGGCGAAUUGGCCUCGAGACUUCGCACAACCGCUUCGACAACAUACCCGAGCUGAUUGCUCAUUACUGUCAGUGUUGUGAUGAACUUCCAGUGCAACUUCAGUUACCGCGUGCACUCCGCGAAGCAAAGAGUCGACAUCAGCUUAGUUCCCUGACGCUUCUCGGUCAAGAGUUUUGGGGAUACCCUAUGGCGAAUCCAAAGAAUAAUCCAAUCAACCUUCUGUCACCCUGUCAACUGGCAAAUGGAAUAGUGCCAAUGGCCGUUACUCCAUCUGAUACAGGAUCUAGUCUAAGCAGCUUUAACGCAAGUACGGGAACGAUUUCUAGAGAGCAAACCGUAAGUUCCGAAAAAGAUAAAAACGUAGUUUUAAAAAUGUCACCGAUUGAACCACCUGGCUCCCCACCGAAUCAAAACCAGAAUGUUAGUACUUUCAAAGGAAGAACGCCACCGUCACCACCAGCGAAGCCUAAUAGUGCAUUCGUAAGAGCACCAAGGCCGACCCCACCAAACACUUUAAAUCUAAUGUCUAGUACCGCUCAUAUAACCCAACCCCAUACAUUUCCAUCUGCCAAUACACAACAUUCACCCACUUCCAACAACGCAAAAAUUACGCCUCCACCGCCGCCUCCGCGAUGGGCGAAACCUCCAUUCUCCAAACCUGCCUUGUCCCCAAAAUCCGAAGCUCUCGCUUUUAGUCCAAUUAAUAAAGCUUCACAGAAUGGAAACAUAACAGUCACAACAACUGUCACUUUUUGUGUUAAUAACACUCAAAUUCAUAACCACCAAAUCAAUGAGAGCAUACAAAGCGACCGGCUGCAAUUAACGCUUGCGUCUAAUGCAAUCAACAAUAACAGUUCCUCUGAUGCAGUAUUCAACAUUUUGGAUACAAAACCUUUCGCUGACCCUGAUGGAGAACCACAGAAUAUGAUGCACCGAAUGUCACCAGAGGGGGAGUGCAUCAGUGCAAUGACAGCUAGUUUGCACGGGAGCUUCAAAAAACAAAUAGCUGACCAUAAUACUACCGAACCAGGAUCGCCACUUGAGCAGUCCCAGACUAAUACUUCUGAUUGCGUUGAUCCUAUUGCGAAUAGUAUGACUAAAUCUUCAAGUAACGGCUUCGCGCCAAAUCAAGUCGUUUCUCCAAAUGGAACAAAUUCUAUAACUAGUGGUAUAUUUUCUCCGACGAGUCAGAUCAAUUCACCAGUAUCUAAUGAUACUAUUUCAACGAAAAGUGGCAUAUUUUCACCAAUAAGUCAAACAAAUAAAAGUGAAAUCUUCUCACCAGUCUCUAGAAGUUCUCCAAUUUCUGGAAAAAGUGUAUUUUCUCCCACUUCAAAUCAAUCCAUAGUAUCUCCAAUGAUUAACAAUAGGGAUAAAGUACUAUCACCAAAUUCAAAUACAACAAGUACCACACCAUCUGGUAGAUCAAGAAGAAGUCGACACUCCCAAAGAAAAGAGUCGAGACAUUAUCAGGAAUCGGAUAUUUUAGAAUCUCCAGGUGUAUAUUACAGAAGUUCUUUGAUGGACAAAGUUUCUGAUUAUGAAGAUAUUUGGGGACCAGAAAGUAACAAUUGCUCAACAUUUAAACCUUUGAAAUCGGAUAAUAACGACAACAAUAUAAAUAAUGGGCUUAUGAAAAGCAAAAAACCGGAUCUCUUGCCUGAUACGUUACCGAAAAUGAAUAACGCAAAGAGCACUCAGUCAAUUUUAGAGAAAGAAAAUAUUCAUAUACUCAAUUCUACGGAAAGUUUAAAUGAAAAGAAAAAUCUGUCUGAUGGAUCAUUAAAGAAAAGCUUUAACAGUUCAAAUGAUCUAAUUGCAACCACUAAUAGUAAAGGUGAUAUCAUACCUAAAAGACCGGACAAACUAAAUAUUGUCAUGAACAUGAACAAAAAACUCACCGAAGAGAUCGAAGCUUCAUUUAAAAAUAGAGAUAACUAUAAUAUUGAAAGUAUGGAAACCAUAAAAUUGGAAGACAGCAUCAAGGAUUCAAUAGAAAAUGACUCUGAAAAAGAUAAUACUGGCAGUCCUUUUUAUGCAGAUCCUGUAGACGCAAUCAAAGAAGCUGGGCUGCCUCAAGUCACACGGCGGAAGCUUAUUCGUGUUGGAAUGAAUCUCUCUCAACGGUAUUCGGAGCCUCCAAAUAAUAAUCAUCCAUACUAUCCUCUGAGAGAUAUGCAUAGCAUAGAAGAGCUAUCACCAUCUUCUCCGAAUACGUCUUCGUCGGUCGACAACUUAGUGCCUCUACGAAGCAAACCCAAAGUGAAACCAGUGCAGCCACCAAGGGUGACCAACAAGCCACCUACAGAUAAGAAUGACGAAGGUUCCAAUAGUGAAAGUGGCACGUUCCCAUCUCUGGUUGAACAAGAAUGCAGACUCAGUGCUGUGGAUGAUGGAGCCCAGCAUCUAACAGUUCAUCAAGUCGUUGCUCAAAGGUUACCAGAACUAAGACUGAAUUCUGAGCCAGUGGCGCUGCCAGAGGAGGUGCGAUCACCACCGAGAGCUUCUUGCUACGACAACGUACACGAUCUGCGACCUUUGUCAGAACAGGCCAGCGAUGACGGCACAGUAUUCUCAGAACCGUGGGACAGUUCUCAGUGGGAUGGCUUGAUACCACCCCACAACGGGCAGCAGCAAUAUGAUUCAGAAGGGCCGUGCGAAUGGGAGUCGCCUCUGCCAAGACGAGGGUCUGGCACGACACCACGAGCCAAGAGCUUCAGGGAUCGACUGGACCCAUUACUAGCGGCCGGUCGGGUGCGUGCCUUACGUGGCGGGAGAGGCGCGCGGGGCGCGGGCGCAGCUUUGCGGGCGUACGCGCUACACCUCGCGCAAGACAAGAGCACGACGUUCGCGCAAAACAUCGACAACUUCAUAGCAUGCACCCUGGACUCAAAGGAAACUUGUCCGCAGGUAAUGAUGAGGAACAUGAGGCAAUUUAUGUCGGGAAUGAAGAAUUAUCUGGUCAAACAUGGCGAAAGGGAAUUUGAGAAGGAAGUCGAAAAGGAGAGAUUAAAGCUCAAACCGACGGAAUUCCUCAAUAUAGACGCGAUAUUGGAAGGUGUGAUGCACAGGCUCGUGGUCAGACCGCUUCGGGCGCGACUAUACACGCUGCUCGCCAGCUGGCACGCCAACGACGUCAGAAGACUGCACGCGGCCAUAGAACGAGCCCAACACUCUACACCUUUACAGCUGGGAGUUAAGGAAUCGACGAAAGUGCCAUCGGCAGCAGUCCUUGCAGUGAUCUCAAAACACUUCCUAAAAAUGCAAGAGGCAGACUCCCCUUUGGACAAACUCGAAAACCUCCUGGCAGCCAUAUCUGUAAUGUUCAAUUCGAUACGCGGCGAACGCGCUCUGGGCGCUGAUGACUUGCUACCGGUCCUAGCGUGGACUGUAGCGCGGUGUCGACUAGUAUGCGGCGAGUUGGAAGCGGAGCUGAUGUCGGGGUUGUUACCAGCCGCGUUACUGGCGGGAGAGGGGGGCUACUACCUUACCGCGCUGUUCUCCGCCGUCGCUGUGCUCAAGCGACUGGCGCCCGACCAGGGGCCGGACAGCGCCACUCCUUGGCGUCGCGGGUCGUCGGAAUGGGCAGGCGGACGCAGCGGUAGCGGUACUGCAGUGGUGCGCGUGGCACUGCCGGACGAGUGCCGCGGCUCCAUCCGUCGCGUGGCUCUGCCGUGCCGGCCGGGCGCGCGCGCGCGUGAUCUGUGCCGGGCGCUAGCGCACGCUGCCGCCAUCACCAACCCGCAGGACUACGCGCUUUUCGUGCUGCACGAUGGGCACGAAACCAUGUUGAACGAGAACGAUUGCCCUCAAGAAGUGAUGUCAGAGAAAAGUGGACAGAACUUCAUUCUUGCGUACAAGAGAAUAGAUGCUAAAAUUGCGUGGCCCCAACAAGCUUUACUAUCUUACCCUUAAGAUUGUCUUAAUGUUUACCUGCGCAAUAAGUGAAGGCAGCGAUCUCUAAUAUUUAAAUAACAUAUUUUACAUCAUUUUUAGAAUGGGACCCACAUAACCAAUAAACAUGUUUGCUUUGUUUCAAAAUUGAGUAAAAAAUAUAUUAAUGCAUUUUUGCUAAGAAAUAUUUUAAGUUUAACUUUACUAGCGCUAUUGGAUUCUUUGGAUUUCUAAAGACAUCUUGAACAACGAAUAAUAAAUUACCUACCAUUUCAUACAUAAUUUUAGAUUUUGAUUCUUAUUGCUAACGUGAUUGACGACGUCGUGACGUUUGUUAACUACUUUUAAUGCCAUCGGCAUUUACCUGGGUGGUGAUACUAAAAAUUAUAUCCGAUUAUUUAAUCUAUUUUCGCCAUUUUUGAAAUAUGUACUUGAAAACCGACGCUUACCAUAUUUAACUGCCCACCUGCCCAUUCUUAAAGUGUUAGGAACUGUUUCAUCAUUUUAUAAUCUCAACAUCAUAUGGAAAGGUUGUCAUUAUACUAAUUAGGAACUAAGAAACGAAACGACGUACAUUUUGACAGAGUAAAGUCUAUAUUUUUUAUCAUCCUAAAAUAAUAAAGUGAUAUUUUCUACGAUAUUACACAAUUAUUGUUCUUAAUAAAACACUACCCCCUCAAGCUUUCAGAUAUUGAUAAGUACAUAAGCUUCUGAACAGUAUUUUCGAAGCAACGCUGAGCAACCCCGAAGCUUAAAAUGUAGCUUUUUUACUCAUAAACUAGUUAGUAAUGUAACUAUAAUGUAUCUUUCUACCUGAAUUUUUAAUCCGACUGAAGAAAUUUGAUUUCGGGAAUCGCGUGCCCGAGUUUUGUACAUUUUCCAUUGUAAGGUACCUUACUAUGUUUUUUUUUAAUAAUUUGUUUUACUGUUCGAUAUUUUGAGUGAGUUUUAUUGUAAUUAACAAUAUCUUCUGUAGUUCUAUUAACGGCAAGAACAAAUUCGUUGUGAUUUAAAAUUUCAAAUCACACCGCGGGUUCCAAGGUUAAAAAUGAGUUUGUCCUUAUAGAAUAGCACAGCUGUAUUAUUACCUAUUUUUGAUUUCGAGUGGAUUUACAAAAUGAAUACAGCCUUUAAAAGGCGAUAUUUUUUUCUCUCGAGUGUUCCUAAAUUUGCUUGGUCACCAAAAAUUGUUUGUUGUUUUCAGUUCAAAUUUUAGUGGUUCGGUUUACCUACCUAUUUUAUAUAUAUAUAACUUUUAGUGUACCUAACAAGAGGUUUUUACUUUGGAAAUUGUAUUUAUGACUUUUUAAACUAACUUUUUAUGAACUGUGAUGUAAUUUGUAUUAGUAUCGUAAGUAAUUUUACAUUGUAUUAAUUUUGUAUAUUCGUAGAGGCGACGCGUAAUAUAAUUUAUUUAUCCAUAAUUUUAAGGACAACUAUUUAACACAACUUUAAUAUAAUGGCUAAUAAGUUCUGGCGAUAAGCAUUCUUCUUACUUAGUUUUAAGUUUGUGUUUAAACGAGCACAAUUUUUAAUUGUCGUCAAGAUUUUGCAACUUAUGCAGACAUCUUAGCUGAUUUUACCUUUUUGAUUUUAUCCACAUCAUCAUCAUCAUCAGCCUAUUAAUAGAUGGAAUAGGGCGAUUGGGGCAUGACCCACCACGCGGGCCCAGUGCGGAUUGGCGGGUGCUAACGACUGCAGAUGCAGCCGGGACCAACGGCUUAACGUGCCUUCCGAAGCACGGAGGAUCUCGAGAUAGAAGAUUUUUCGUCACCCAUCUAAUGACCGACCACUGCGAAAGUUACUUAACUUCAACGAUCGCAGCCGAACGCGCUAACCACCCGCGCCAUCGAGCUCCUCGAACAUUUUAUCUACAUUUUAUACAUAUUCGUGCCUAACAGGAUUUGGAUUGUCGGUUGUUUUAAAUUGUGGGUAGUUUUGUAAAAUUUCGUAAAAAUCGUAUUAUUUAAUGAAUCAGAAACAAUAUAUAGUUGCUACGACACCAUAAGUUCACUGCCAGUUAGGAAUUAAAAAAAAUGUCGCUAUAACUUAUUAACCAUUGGUUUUCUCAUGUUUAGAUGGUACAGUUGUAGCUUUGUGAAUUGCCACAGACUUAUGUGCGGAGUACCACAGAAUAAUGACUUAUUCUGAAAGAUUACUGAAACCCAUUAUUUUGGAUGAAUCUUAAACAGCUCAAAUUGUUUAAAAACAAUUCUGUGGUGACAAAGUAAUAACAAUGAAAAUAAGCAAUAGAACUGCUUGUCUACUUUACGUAAUCAUAGACAAAAAUGUUAUUAUAUAAAUUGAAUUUAUUAAUGAAUUCUAUAAAUUGGAUUUAUUUUAUUAUAUCGAAAGCCUAUUUACCGGUAUGCGACCUAUAAUUCGAUCAAUAAUUUAUUUUUGAACAGAUUGUGUUUCUUGUACAGGCAGUUAGUUCUAUUGUUGUAUACAUUUAUCAGUGCAGUGCGUAUUUAUUGCAGUCUGUGUAUUAACGUUAGUUAUAUGACACGUAUAUUGUGUUUUGAUAACAUUUUCAGUCAUUUGUGAGAAAGUAAAGAAUUUUUACCAAAC